This is a messenger RNA of Selaginella moellendorffii, 2720 nucleotides long. RefSeq names its product potassium channel KOR1-like. The record is from RefSeq and is a predicted model, not a curated record. Gene Ontology annotation, cellular component: membrane. Bases 160 to 2631 code for a protein of 823 amino acids. Lineage: Eukaryota; Viridiplantae; Streptophyta; Lycopodiopsida; Selaginellales; Selaginellaceae. The transcript has 11 exons. Gene Ontology annotation, molecular function: protein binding; voltage-gated potassium channel activity. Gene Ontology annotation, biological process: potassium ion transport; transmembrane transport.
GCUGGAAGGCUUUCCCCGUGAUCUCGUACUUGUGCGCCACACAUGAAUCCGGCGCUUGGAGCUCGAGAAGCUCACGAUCUUGUGAUCGAUCAAUAGUGUCGAUCCUCCAAAGAGGGGAAUUUGUGAUCCUGGAGCUCCAGCGAUUGGAAUGUAUCGCCCAUGGACGAGGACGAACCGAGGCUCGAGCGGGAGGGGUACGAGGGCAAUGGGAGCAAUCGAUCGCGAGUGUCGCGAUACAUCAGGGAAUGGCAAGCCAGUAGCUCGGCGCUUAAAGCCCUAAGGCUCCAUGUCAUUCUGCCCGAGUCGCGAUGGCAUCACUGGUGGACGACCUUCAUCCUGGUGUCGGCGGCGUAUUCCUCCUUCUUCACGCCCAUGGAAUUCGGCUUCUUUCGCGGCCUGCCCUGGCGCGUCGGGGUCUUCGACAUGGUCGUCCAGGUGAUCUUCCUGGCCGACAUUGUCAUCAAUUUCUUCGUGGCCUUCAAGGAUUCCCACACCUACAAGACGAUCACGGACCACAAGAAGAUCGCUUUGAGGUAUGGAAAGACGGAUCUCAUCCCAGAUUUCCUGGCGUGCCUGCCCUGGGAUGCACUGUACAAGGCUUGUGGAAGACACGAGGAGAUCCGAUACAUGCUGUGGAUCCGGCUGUAUAGAGUUCGCAAAGUGGAGCGUUUCUUUAAGAGGCUGGAGAAGGACAUUCGCGUCCACUACUUUGUGGCGAGGAUUGCGAAACUGCUAACGGUGGAGCUCUACUGCACGCACACGGCUGCUUGCAUCUUCUACUACCUCGCAACAACCAUGGCACACUCGCAGGAAUCCUACACCUGGAUCGGCAGCCUCACGCUUGGCGAUUUUUCCUACCACAACUUCCACGAGAUUGAUCUUUUGAAGCGUUACGUCACCGCGCUCUACUGGGCGAUUCUCACCAUGGCGACUGUUGGCUAUGGAGAUAUUCAUGCCGUGAACGUCAGGGAGAUGGUUUUCGUUAUGAUCUUUGUUUCGUUUGACAUGAUCCUGGGAGCAUAUCUUAUUGGAAACAUGACGGGAUUGAUAGUGAGAGGGUCGAGCACCGAGAAGUUUCGGGACCGGAUGGCGGGGAUUAUCAAGUUUAUGAACAUGCACAGCCUUCCAAGGGACCUGAGGCAGCAAAUGAAAGCUCACGUCCGGCUCGAGUUUGAAGGGCAGCUUGCAGAACGGACAGUGAUGAAGGAAUUCCCUGCUUCUAUUCGUGCCAAGGUCUCUCAGGCCCUGUACCUUGAUACGGUUGCGGACGUGCCACUUUUUAAAAGCUGCUCAAACGAGUUUAUCAACCAGAUUGUAAGCAACGUACACAAGGAAUACUUUUUGCCAGGAGAAAUGAUAAUGGAGCAAGGGAGUGCUGCAGAUAGGCUCUACAUUGUGUCGCAUGGACUGCUGGAAGUUGUUUCUGUUGCAGAAGAUGGCUCUGAGGAAGUCUUUACAGUCGAGGACCAUAACAUUUUCGGGGAAGUUGCUGUGCUUUGCAACAUCCCUCAGCCGUAUACUGUCCGUGUGUCGGAGCUGAGCGCGCUACUAAGGCUGGACAAGCAUGUGCUUACAAACAUAAUGCAAAUCUAUGCCGUCGACAGUCGCCAAGUUCUCAACAAUCUGCUCAAGCAACAAACUGGAGACUUUCGAGUAAGUCAGCUCACUGACGAGAUUCAAUCGCAACUGGGGCACCAGCAGUCAGAGCUGACGUUGAGAAUGAACAACGCUGCUUUUCAAGGCGACUUGUAUUAUCUGCGCAGCCUGAUACGAACGGGAGCAGAUCCUGUGAAGUCCGACUACGUUGGGAAAACGCCUCUCCACCUUGCAGCUUCUAAAGGCUACGACGACAUCGUCUCGUUGCUGUUGAGAGAAGGAGCAGACAUAAACGCUCUUGGUAUUUUUCUUCUCAGUCCAGCGUACUUCCAAUCUAAACGAUCAUUUGGGUGCGCAGAUAAUCUAGGCAACAGCCCGUUGCUCGAAGCCAUCAAAGGUGGACACGACUACACAGCAAGCAUCCUUGUGGAGAGGGGAGCCAGGCUCAACUUAACUUACCCCGGAAACAUGCUCAUCCGCGCGGUGGUAAAGAACAACUUAGAACUCCUCAAGCGUCUAAUAAACCAUGGAGUGGAUCCAAAUGCGGCAGAUUAUUACUCAAGGACCGCAUUGCAUGUCGCUGCGGCCGAAGGCUUGAAUUCGUUUGUCAAGUUCCUUAUCAAUGCUGGGGCCAGCAUCUUCUACAAGGACAGAUGGGGCCGUACUCCUUAUGAUGAAGCCAAGCGCUGUGGAAGCGUGCUCGUCAUCUCUGCUUUCGAGGCAGCGGCUGAGCAGCAAACAAAGACAAGAACUGCGUCGUCACAGUGCAAUCCAAACAUUGUAGAAGUUUCUGAGAGCCAGCAAGAGUCCCCGCGAUCCAGCCUGAGGCAUAGGAACUUGAGCUCGAGAGAAGUGGCGCUCCUCUCGUCGUCUUCGAGAAAUCUCCUCCGGACAAAGAACCAGCAGCAGCAGCAGGAUCUCCUCAGCCAGUCGUCACCGGAUCAUUUGGAGCUGGAAGUGCACAGCUCCCAGCCCAUCGAGACUUCCACCGUCUUUCUUCACGAUCAUCCAUCGACAAGCUCUUCACACCUCUAGAGAAGAGAGCUUGAAGAAGGUAUAUAGUGUACCAUUUGUACCAUGUAUCCAUUAUUUAUCAACAAGAAGUGAUCGAUUAAUUUUACAAA